Molecule: messenger RNA, 1068 nt
Organism: Meyerozyma guilliermondii ATCC 6260
Lineage: Eukaryota; Fungi; Ascomycota; Pichiomycetes; Serinales; Debaryomycetaceae
Gene: PTH2
Product: Pth2p
Exons: 1
Coding region: 1-1068 (355 amino acids)
Molecular function (GO): DNA binding
Source: RefSeq, a predicted model, not a curated record
AUGCACAUCAUCCCCGAAUAUAAUACUACAUCGGAUGAAAUAAGCUACCUGGGGGCUUUGGUCACUGCGUUCGAUGCACUCUUGAUUCUCGAAGGCUGCCGUCGUGGCAUCAUCCCGGAAAUUAAACGUCGUCUUACAUCUCAUCAGCGUGAUAAUAUUGUUCCAUACAUGGUUUAUGCAUGGGAUGAAACUGCUUGCGGUAUGAAACGAUGGACAGAUGGCAAAAAUUGGCUGGCUUCGAGGGUUCAGGGUCCUUUUCUUACCUACCGAGAACUUGACAGUGAAAGAAAUACAAAACCAAUGGGAUUAAUCAAACAAAGUUUUUCCGUUACUACAAAGCAAAAUCAUCGCCUACAUGUCAUUGCAUAUGCUCUCCCAAUGGCAGAGCCUCAUUCAUCUAAUAAAAGCCUCCCCAAUGCACCGCAGCUGCCACUGCCACCGCUGCUGUCGUCCAAUCCUUGCGGCAUUGCAGUGCCUCCGUACGUCAAGGUGCCUUCGCGUGACCCUAUGUUUGCCGGAUUAACCCCAGGACCCGACAUUUAUCCUGAAACCGUACUUCAACUGUCCGGAUCGGGUACGAUGACUCCGGUAAACAUGCAAUUCCAACACCCUCCUUAUGCAUACCAUCUUCCCCAACAACCUCCCAUAAUAUAUCAGCCGCCACCUAUGCGGUGGAUGCCAAUGCACUAUCAGGUAGAAGCCCCCAUUGACCUGCAACUGCUGUCACCAAAUCCGACCGGAUUACGACCAGCAACCUCACAAGCAUAUGUGCAACUGCCAAUGGCUCCGCAUCAUCCUAUGCAUCCUUCAGCGCCUUCAACGCCUCCUCCUCCACCACCUCCUCCCCCUCCGCCUCCUCCUCCGCCGCCAGCAGCAGCACCGCCGCAUUCUUCAUCUACAUCUACAUCUACAUCUACAUCUGUGCCUUCAACUACGCCGCAGUCCCAAUUGAGUAACAUACAUGGACUUCUACAAUAUGGUCCCGGACGUCCAAUGUCCAAUCUUAAUAGACCCGACCAUGACGAAAAUGCGUUGAAAGCUUUGGAUAAAUCUUUCACUAACACUUGA